This is a messenger RNA of Scylla paramamosain (green mud crab), 6467 nucleotides long. It is a transcript of the gene Rab23, whose product is annotated as ras-related protein Rab-23-like. Lineage: Eukaryota; Metazoa; Arthropoda; Malacostraca; Decapoda; Portunidae. Gene Ontology annotation, biological process: vesicle-mediated transport. Gene Ontology annotation, molecular function: GTPase activity; GTP binding. Bases 508 to 1188 code for a protein of 226 amino acids. The record is from RefSeq and is a predicted model, not a curated record. The transcript is spliced from 7 exons.
UGACAAGUAUUAUGCACUCACGCUGUUUCUUAUCAAACUUUGAGUGCAGAGUAUAUCUAAAUGUGUGGUUGUGUAACGCACUAUGAAAGAAAUGAUGGUAGCAGAAGUAAUGUCAUCUGGCAGUGGGAGGUCGUGGCCGAAAGCAACGGAUCGGAUGAGGGCAAGGCAGCGCGGCGCGGCACGCAGUGUGCGUGGCGCGGUGGCUGUGUGAAGGUGUGUGCUAGUUGUGCUCCAGCGAGGCCCAGUCACUGAGAUUGAGGAAGAGUUCUUGACUGAGUGAGGCGUGCAGACAGAGUAAAGGACAAGAACGAGAAGAACCAAACUUAGCCCAGUACAUCUUCAAGUGCCGGACAUUUCUGCCUUCAGCUAAUACCGCCUUACCAAACAACGUCCAUCCGGCCCUUCCUUGCAGCGCCCCUGCCUCCGUGCCGCCCUUCCUUCCAGCGCCCCUGCCCCGCGCCGCCCUUCCUGCAGGUGUUGCUCCCAGCCGCCCCGCCAGCCUUCGAGAUGACUAUCAUGAGGGAAGAGGACCUCGAAAUUGCCAUCAAGGUGGUGAUAGUGGGGAACGGCGCCGUGGGCAAAUCGUCCAUGAUACAGCGGUACUGCAAGGGAACCUUCACUAAAGAAUACAAGAAGACCAUCGGCGUGGACUUCCUGGAGCGGCAGAUCACGACGGGCGGCGAGGAGGUGCGUCUCAUGCUUUGGGACACUGCCGGCCAGGAGGAGUUCGAUGCCAUCACCAAGGCUUACUACCGCGGCGCCCAGGCAUGUGUGGUCGCCUUCUCCACCACCGACCGCGACUCCUUCUCCGCCGUCAGGAAGUGGAAGAAGAAGGUGGAGGACGAGUGCGGCAGCAUACCCAUGGUGCUGGUGCAGAACAAGAUCGACCUUAUCGACCAAGCCACUGUCAAACCAGAUGAAGUGGAGUCCCUGGCACGAGAGAUGAGGAUGCGCCUGUACCGUACGUCAGUCAAGGAGGACCUCAACGUGGAGCAGGUCUUCAACUUCCUGGUGGAGCGAUAUCUGGCCAUCAUCAGUCACCCCGACGACGUAUACAGCCCCAAGACCGUCGGCGAGAACAUCUUCGGGAACCCUGCCAAGUUGAAGAAGGGAGACACAAUUACUCUCAGCGGAAAGAAGAAGUCCAGUAAGAAACAGUUAAUUAAAAAUGCCUGUAAAGUGAUAUAGAGUCUUAAAUAUUAGAUGGAGUCACCCUAUAUUGGUAAGGUAUACACUGUUCUGACAGCCAUGUGGAGCCAUUAUGACUCAAUAGGCUGUUAUUUAAGGGCACACUGGGAGCUGGGCAAGGCCGGGCUCCCUGCUUUGUUCCACUCGCUGACUGAGGCUGGGCAUGGGUUCAUCUUAUAUGCACUUUAUAUUAAGAUGUGAAUGAUGUAUGUGUGCAUAUACGUGUGAGUGUAUGUGGCAAACGCAUGUGGCAAAGUCUCUGCAGAGUGAUAUAUUGAAUGCACAACAUAGUCUUGCUUCCAUAGUGAGGCGAUGUUUUAUAUUGAUGACAUGAAACUUCCCUGUACAACAUGCUGCUCUUCUGUACACUGAGCAGCAGCCUCAUGGGAUGUGUGAGCACUGUCUUGGGUCCAUUACUGGGGAGUAGAGAGUCACGCAGUGUAAUGUAUGUGAGGGACUCAUUCUUCAUCACGCUGCCAUAUUUAUCUCAUGAUUCUUUGGUAUAUUAUUGCUUUGUUGAGAAAAUAUCCAGCCUUGGAACUGAGCUAAACUAAAAAUGUGAAUUACUGCUGCUGAACUAUAAUUUUACCCUAAUAUGUAUUCAGGGUUUGCACAUAGAAUAAUUGCUUCAAUAAUAUCAAGCCAAUGAUUUUCUAAUAAUGUGUACAUAUUUACUCGUAUGUUUAGAGUGUUCCUUCACAAUAUGUGUAGGAAAAUCAUAUGUAAGUAUAUUUGUAACACACAUGUAUGCAUUAUAUUGUGGGAUGUGUUGUGAAUCAAUGGUGAAGGCAGCACUUACUUCUGUUACGUGUUCAUCCAGGGAAUGACUAUCAUGUAAAUUGUUUCCUUUAAGUUGUGAUGGUGAGUUUCAGCAGGUGAAGAACUGUCAGCUGGAAGCUCCUCCAUUCCAUGUGCCACAAAUAUAUGAUUUGUAUCCAUUAAGAUCCUGAUCAGUUUCACUGUGGAAUCCUGGGUGCAGCAGCAGCCAUUGGGUGCUGGUGACUUGCUGCCAGAAAUGGAACAGGAAAGUUUGAGGAUGUAAAGAAGAUGCAGAGUAAUGUUUUGUAUGAUUAUGACCUUUAAGGAGCUCACAUUAGCCUGUGAUUUAAUGUUUGAGUCACAAUUAUUACUAUUUCAGAAUUAUCAGGAAUUUACUGUUAUCUUACAUCUGUUAAGAAACAGUCACUGGUAAUGAGAAUAUUCAAUGCUUUUACUAAAACUUCAAAAAGUAUCUUAAUUUUCCUUAUGUGGAACCCACCACUAUCAUGUAUAUUAGUGAUAUUUUGUGAGCUCACAGCUAUCCUGUAAAUAAGUCAAAAUAGUUAGUCAUUAACUCAUAAGCAACUUCAGCUUAAGGUUUUACUAAUGUCCUUGUAAUUAAAUGAAUUGUCAGUAGUAUGUAUAAAUUAGUGGAAGCUGUCUGAAAAUGCUUGUGCCUUCCCUUGCUGUGGCAGUUUUUGUAAUCACAAAUUCAGUCAUAUAGACUGAAGUAGUUUAGUGUUUAUGGAAGAUUUAUGGACUAAUGAACUGUGGCUCUGAGCAUGUCGGAGUUGUUGGAUCACAUCACAGACGCAACACACUGUCCACUCAGAACUGUCCAUUAUUGCCCAUUGAGGAUCAUAACUCUCCAAGUGUUGAUUCAAGGCUCAGGUACACGAAUGAAGCAAGUAGAAACAUUUUCAUAUGGAGCUUGUUGUCUCAUGACCAUAGCUAUGUUUUCAUGCUUGUGGGAGUAUGUAAGUACUUUAGUUCCUUCACAUGGUCUAAGUAAAUAUUAAGCUUGCCAAGGAACUGGGAUGGAGAGCUACAUGGUUGGAAGUGACCACAUUACAGUUUUUGAUGUAGUUAUUUGAUAUUUAGAUUAAUUCCAUCCAUGCAUUUGCAUUCAUGUAAUGAUCACCAAACAAAAUUUAGUAAUAAGAAGUAAAAAAUGUUUCAGGCAUCACGUAUUCUGCUGUUCUCAAGUGUGUCCAUCACGCACUGUCAGAGAUAGCUUACAAAAAAUAUAUGUAUUUUUUGUAAGAGUUUGUUAUCUUGAAUUUCUAACAUAUGUAGUGCUGUGUCAGUGAAAUGCUAAUUUAUGAACAGCUGAUCCUCACUGCACAGGUCUGUUUGGUUCCUGCAUCAUCGCACACAACAGACUGGUGCACAGCAAAAUCCAUCUUGACUUUUAAUUUGCAGUGGGAUUAUCUUCCAAGAAAUACAUUGUAAAUCAAAAUAAUGUUAGUUGAAUCAUUAUAGCUCAGGUAAAGACAGUUUGUGCAAUCUCAAAUUCAUGUAAUGUUGGACAGACCUCUGGAUCUUGUUCCAUUCAUUAACUUUCAAAUUUUGAGUUUGGUGAAGUCAUUUUCAUGGAAGCUCAGCUGAAUAUAUGCAGUGGCUGUUUUGAGUCCACUUGAUUCAAUUCAAAAGUUAAUGUUUACAAAAUUUUAACCUAGUUCCUGGAUAUUUAUUUUCAAUAUAUCAUAAGUAAGCACUUUUCAUGGAUCAGCUGGGUGAUGUGUGGUUAUUCUGCACGAUGAGGUGAUACCCAUAUUUUUUCCACAAACAUAUCUAAAAGCCUUAUUGUUAAUGUAUGCAUGCAGUUUUCACCAUGUAUAUAUUACCUAGAUCCUUGACAGAGAUCUCUCUGUUAUAAUACAAGGAGAUGGAUGGGAGAAAUGAAGGUGUCUCUUACUUGAGACAGCAACCUGCACUGGAUUCAUGGGACCAACAGAGAGUGACAUCUGGGCAGCUGCAGGAAAAUCUAUGAUGUUUUAUAUCCUUUGUCAAUAGGAAAAGACCAUGACACAAGCCACUCACCAGAAGUAUUAUGAAUGAAAAAUGAUAAGGAACUUUCCUCCUCAGUAAAGUUGUUUGCAUGCCUUUUAUGAUUAGACUUAGGCAACAUUUUGCACAAGGAAAAAUGCUUCUGAAAAAAUAUAUUUGUUUUAGUGGCUUUAACAUCUAGAAGCAAACAAUAGCUACAGGUGUCUUUCAACUAGUAUUUUUGUGAGCAACUGUCCAAAACUCAUGUAAAAUAGUAGACACAGGACUAUUAGAAAGCUUGCAUAGGUCCAGGUAUCCAAAUCUGAGAAGUGCUAGUCCUCCCAUGAAGAACACAGCCUUACUUAGAUUGAGUAAUUAAAGAGUGUACAUCUUGUUGUCCAUGGGAAGGUGUUGCAUGGCUGCACUGUGAACAUACUGACUUUUUAACAUAUGAGUACAAUGCUAGACUUUUUGUAGAUCUAUUUGUUGUACAAGUUAUAUAUAUAAAAUAAUUGCUAAUAUUUUUACCAGGUCAUGCUGUACUGUACAUAGGCUGUGUUAGUAAUAUCAUCAUGCACCAAGUACUACAAGCCACACAGUGAAGUCUGUCAACACAAAUACAAUACAACAUGUACCUGUAAAUAGGACCAAGAUGACACACACUAUAUGUAACAUCUGUUCAAAAAGCUUUCGUGUAGUUUGAAAUGACCUAUGUGAGUAUGAAUCAAGCAAGUAUUCAGGCUUUGUUAUACCUUUAUAUUCCUUAAUAUUCAUGCACUUAGAAUUUAUAAAGAAUUAUGUAGACUAUUAAAUUUGAAUUAUAUGGAGAUGAAUAUCUGAGGAUGGAAAAUGCUCACAGCCAUGGUACAGUACUUUUCUGCUGUAAUCUUUGUUGUAAAUCUUUCUCUGUUAAUGUUUCCAAUGUCCUAUCUCUCUCUUGGUCUUCUCUCAAAGGAUAGUCAAGGCAGAAGAGUCCGCCUUUUCAUGAGUUGGCAUUCCCUCAUUGCAUGUUCUGUUUUGAGUCUCACCUGUCAUCUCUUUCCCUCCAGUACUCAUCCACUCUAUUUGCCAGUUUAACUGGUGGGUGGCCUUCCUCUCACAUUUUACCCCCUCACUUCCACUCAUGCACUCUCCUCACAAUCUCAUUCAUUCUUACCACAUCUUACCCAUCCAUCCACUCUACAAUCUAUUCCUUCUACUGUUUGACUCAUGCCAAGGUUCUGACAUGAAUCCACAUUGCUGUCUCUGUUUCACCUCAGCACCCCUCAUGCUCCUCCCAUAUAACCUUACUCCAUGUAUUCCAUAUAUGCAGGUUUUGUGCUGCAUUCCAUGUCCACAUCUCUGAUGCUUAUGUCAGAUCUGGAAGGAUUAUAUUGUUUCUUAUACCCAUCUUAUUUUACAUGCAUUCCUACUAAUUCAAGUGUAAAAACUAAGAGGGGUAUCAUACCUGAAUGGUUGUUCUUGAAAUAAGUAUGAGUGUGAGCCACAAUCAUGACUGGAAACACAAUUUUGUAGGUGAACUAUAGUAAGUUGUAAGCUGAUAUGCAUGCACUGACAAACACACUACAAUAUUUUUAAGCAACUGCAACAUGAGAUUGUUGUAUUUGCACAUGACAAAUAGAUUGCAUCUCAUCACAUGUAGAAAGAAAUACCCAGCUAUUCAAUUAUUUAACUCAUAACUAUGAAUGCUGCACAGUUGGUGCAUAACCCUUGCAGUGCCUGUGGCUGAUGCAUCCCUGACUGAGGGUAUCUUCAGCUCAUCUUCAUGCUGCUUGUGGAAGGUGGUCAGGGAAACUGUGUGUAUGGAGAUUUGUGAUUUUUGUUCUACUCUAAAAGCUUUUCUCAGUGAGUGAUUGAGGCACCCAAUAGGUUGUAUUAUGAUAUGUAGAUUUUUCUCAUGAUAUGUAAUGCUGCAAGUAGUCAUCAGACCAGUGAGAGAAUAAGUUGCUACAGUGAACAAAGCAAUGAAUACUACUGAUGGAAAUCUUAGAAUUGAUAAAGUGUAGUAGUGUGCCAUACUUUUAUAGAAAUUCUGAUAUUUUCUUUGAUCAAAGGCCAAUCAUAUUCCAUAGGGAAAGGAAUGAAGCUAUAUUCCAAGUCUAUAAUUCUGAGAUUUUGUUUUUGUCUUGAAAAUACCUAUGAAGUAAAACAAUGUAGAGGAGGUUGAUACAUUUGUACCCCUCAUUCUUCUGAUGCUCUUUACAACAAUGAACAAGUGUUGUGGGCUCUCUUGGGGUAGUCACAUAGUGCUUUCCUCAGUCUUGUUCAGAGUUUGUCAAGGAAAGCUGAAAACUGCAUUGGGACAUUUGCAUCCAUGGAUGGUUGGUGCUUGGCUGGAGAACCUCUUCAUGGUGGAAGUUCAUAAGUGACACCAACUUUGUGAUGUAUUCUAUAGGAUAGCAUUUCUACAGUGCCCUGUGGAAGACAAACUGAUAUGUAUUCCUGCCUAUAUAACUGUACAUAUUGUAUUUUCUGUAUAUUAUUCAUUACUAUCACUAUAUUAAUGUUUCAAUAAAAUGUGUGUAAAGCUA